Molecule: messenger RNA, 1113 nt
Organism: Ascochyta rabiei
Lineage: Eukaryota; Fungi; Ascomycota; Dothideomycetes; Pleosporales; Didymellaceae
Exons: 3
Coding region: 1-1113 (370 amino acids)
Biological process (GO): carbohydrate metabolic process
Molecular function (GO): hydrolase activity, hydrolyzing O-glycosyl compounds
Source: RefSeq, a predicted model, not a curated record
AUGGGCGCCAUGCCCUGGCUGCUGCUGGCCGUCUCUCGCUUCGCCAACGCCGCCUGCGAGUGCGGAUACUCGCUCAACCAGACGACCGACUCGGAAUAUGCCGUCUUCACCGAGCUCCUGGAGAACGACUUCAUCCACAUGGACACGGACAACCUCACCGAGUACGGCUGGAGACCGCAGGUCUACAACGUCUCCGUCCCCGCCGACAACCACCGCAUCGCUUUCGGCAAGGAGUUCAGCAUGGGCAACAUCGUCCCCAACCCGCUCAAGGACUCGAAGAUGUGGGCUGGCGACGCUGACCAUGGCGGUGAUGCCGGCCUGGAGUUGUGGGUUCGCGGCGACCACUCGCACGGCUUCGUCAACGGCUCGGAGAUUGUCUCCGUCCGCGAUGACAUCCUCCUCGGCAGCUUCCGUGUUGGCAUGAAGCUCUCCAACUCGUCGGGGACGUGUGGUGCUUUCUUCUUCUACUACAACAACUCGCAAGAGAUCGACAUGGAGUUCCUCUCGCAUGAGUUCAACAGCUCAGGAGGCGCUGUCAACCUGGUCCUGCAAUCGCCGGAAUCCGUGGCUCACGGAAACGACGCUGCUGGCACCCCUACCUACAAGGUUGCGCCUCUGCCCUUUGAGCCCGACAACAUGUUCCACGAGUACCGCUUCGACUGGACCGCAGACCGCGUUGCCUUCUACGUUGACGGUGCGUUCCUCUGGGAGAUGACUGAGCAGAUCCCCAGCGAGGGAGGCGGCAUCUUCUUCAACCACUGGAGCAACGGUGACCCCUUGUGGUCGGCUGGACCACCCGACGCCGACACUGUCAUGACGCUGUCCUACGUGAAGGGAUACUUCAACUCUACCGACACGGAGCGCUCGCAAAACGACUACAAGAAGCGUUGCCCGGUAUUCGACCCCGCCAAGGUCUGCCCAAUCCCCGCGCAAACCAGCCCUCCGGAUGCAUCGCAGGGCACAGACGGAGCGAAGACGUAUUUCUUCUCGAAAGAAGAGAACAUGACACCCGGCCAGAUCACGUACCACAGCGGCGCAACCUUGUUCAACGCACCGGCGAUAUCCAUCCUAGCCCCCUUGGUGGUCACUCUUCUCAGCUGGACACUAGCCUAG